AGAUCGUCUCUGCGAUGUCAACACGUUCAGUCUAACCGCAAAAAAUAAUUUUAAAACAUUAAAUUAAGUCAUAAUCUAGUAUUUAGAACGAAAAUAUAACCUUAAAUUAUUUAUUUUUUACAAAAAAUUGUGUUUUUUUAUAAACUAGUGCUGUGAUAUUUUGUAAAAUAGUGAGACACGAUGCGUUAUCUCCUAUUAGCAGUAUGCCUAGGCCUGGCCUGUGCCCAGACCACGAUCGACCCAUCAGUCCUCGAGGGUAUCUUUGGGACCCCACCGACCCCAAAACCAGUCAAUCCCGUUACACCGGGUUUAGAAGAUAUUACAGUGAAACCGACUGAAGGGACCUCAACAUUCACUGAUAAAAAUGGCGAGACGUGUCAGUGUGUGCCGUACUACCUCUGUGACGCAAACAAUGUUGGUGUCGACGUUAAUAACGCUUCGGUUACCGGCUGGGGCACAUUGGAUAUCAGGUUUGGAGAAGACAACGACAUAGACAGACAGUGUCAAGAGAGUGUGGAGGUCUGCUGUACCAUCCCCAAGGAUACUUCGGAGCAGCCCAAACCGAAGCCUAAACCCAAACCCGAGCCAGGCCAGGCUAAAGGAUGUGGUUACCGCAACCCCAACGGUGUUGGUGGAAUCACUGUCACUGGUGGAAGCGGUGCUGAAUCCCAAUUCGGCGAGUUUCCCUGGGUUGUCGCUAUCCUGGACAAGUACAACUCCUCGUAUGGAGGAGUCGGUGUGCUCAUACACCCGCAGGUGGUGAUGACUGGUGCCCAUAUUGCUCAAAGAUACGCCCCCGGAGGUAUGAAGAUCAGAGCUGGUGAGUGGGACACACAAACCAUCAAGGAGAUAUUCCCAUAUGAAGAGAGAAAUGUUCAGAACGUUGUUAUACAUGAAAACUUCAUGCCAAAAAGUUUGAAGAAUGACAUCGCAUUGCUAUACCUGGACAGCCCCUUACCUAUAUCGGAGUACAUCAACGUGAUUUGCAUGCCAGAACAGGACGAGGUCUUCGACAGCCAUAAGAACUGCGUCGCCAAUGGAUGGGGCAAGAGCCACUUUGGUCUCCAAAACCGUUAUGCCGUGAUCCUAAAGAAGGUGGAACUCGAUAUGGUGCCAUACAGCCGCUGCCAAUCUUUGCUGAGGAGGACCAGGCUUGGACAUAACUUCAAGCUCCAUAACAGCUUCGUGUGUGCUGGUGGAGAGGCUGGCAAGGACACCUGUCAGGGAGACGGUGGGGCCCCCUUAGCGUGUCCAUUUGGCAACAACAGAUACAAGCUCACUGGCCUAGUAGCGUGGGGGAUAGGAUGUGGAGACCAGGACGUCCCAGCAGUGUACGCCAACGUCCCAAUGUUCAGAAAUUGGAUGAAUCAAAAGUUAUCACUGUGGGGCAUCGCUGGGACUUAUUCUUAAGCGGUUAUCUACCUUAAAUUGUCUAUUUAGCAGUCGAAAUUUAAUAAUCGUUUUGAAAUCAAAAGUAGUAAUGUCGAAAAUUGAUCAACAUUUUGGAUUGAGUUGAGAUUGAUUAUUUAUUUCGACUUUUGACGAUUAUGUAGUUAAUUUAAACAAAAAAAUAUAUAAUUAAAAACAACAACAAAAAUGACAUACCACAGCACAUAGAGCUAUCAUAUUUUGUCAAUGUUUUCAAUAGAAAUUUCAACCAUAUUUUAAGUUGCUUAACCUCUGGUAUGUCGGAGCGUAGAUCUACGCGAGACACAAUGCGUUUGCUAUUGUGUCUCAUAUAUCGAUAGACAUGAGGUUGAAAAUCCGUUGACAGUGAAAUAAUAACUUUAUGAGCUGACGAGUUCGUCAAACACUACUAUUAAGGUACGAAUAGACUACGCUAUACAUUGAAUGAAUAAAUCGAAUGUCGCUGUAUAAAAACAAGUGUUUGCAAUUGGAAAAAUCAUUGUGAUAAUGAUAAUUAGUGCUGCAUCAGCCUCCGCACAUGAUCCGUAAAGUAUAAACAGUACAGACCUGAAUGAAAUGUUGUGUCGUAAUCUAUUCGUAACUUUUAUUUCGGAUGUAACUCAAGAACAAAAAUACUGUUAGCAAAUCUUGACGGCUUAAGUCUAGCUGGUCACCCGUCAAUUUUGCCAGUAGUACCUAAUCUACGGUGGCUGGCAGGUCAACCUAUCAUUUUCUGUCAAACAUCUGUAUUAUAUCUUCGACUUUAUUAUAUGUUCAUAAAGUCAAAAAUCCAAUGAGUAAAUUUGACAGUUUUGAGUUGUCUAAUCUGCUGGCCAUUGUACGCUUACCGUUUAAUUUAUGAAAUUAAUUAUUUUACUUUAUAUCUUUCCUAUCUUCUAGUCAUUUUUAAAUGUUUAUUAUUUUCUUUCUAUUUUUGUUUCCAUCCGCAUACCUACAUUUACUAAUUAAUCCAUUUUUUAUGAAGUCAUUGAUUUAUUGAUUUCAUUUUCGUAUUAAUUAUUUCAAAUCCUAUAAAAAAUUGACAAUCAUCUAUUUUGUAGAUGAGUGGGUCGUUUAUAGACUAUUCUGAGUGGAUACAAGGAAACAAACUCAGUAAACAACAAUUAAAACUCAUAUUAGAUUAGUAUUUUGAAUUUUAAAAUGACAAUAAAUGUAAAAUGUGCGGGUUUGAUAAUGUAAGAUGUUCAUAUACACAUGUUGACAAUUAAAUUAUUACUAUUAUUAUA
Molecule: messenger RNA, 2654 nt
Organism: Spodoptera litura
Lineage: Eukaryota; Metazoa; Arthropoda; Insecta; Lepidoptera; Noctuidae
Source: RefSeq, a predicted model, not a curated record